Purpureocillium lilacinum is the source of this 777-nucleotide messenger RNA. RefSeq names its product N-terminal acetyltransferase A complex catalytic subunit ard1. The record is from RefSeq and is a predicted model, not a curated record. Gene Ontology annotation, biological process: N-terminal protein amino acid acetylation. Gene Ontology annotation, molecular function: protein-N-terminal-glutamate acetyltransferase activity; protein N-terminal-serine acetyltransferase activity. Gene Ontology annotation, cellular component: NatA complex. Lineage: Eukaryota; Fungi; Ascomycota; Sordariomycetes; Hypocreales; Ophiocordycipitaceae.
AUGGACAUCCGGCUCCUCACCAGCGCGGACCUGCCGCUCAUCCAGCACGCCAACCUCGAGAACCUGCCCGAGAACUACUUCCUCAAGUACUACCUGUACCACGCGCUGUCGUGGCCGCAGCUCAGCUUCGUGGCCGUCGACGCCAGCCGCCCGCGCGCCUCGCCCUACGAGUACCCCAAGAUCGUCGGCUACGUGCUCGCCAAGAUGGAGGAGGAGCCCGCCGACGGCGUGCCCCACGGCCACAUCACCAGCCUCAGCGUCAUGCGCACCCACCGCCGCUUGGGCAUCGCCGAGAAGCUGAUGCGCCAGAGCCAGCUCGCCAUGGUGGAAACCUUUCAGGCAAAGUACGUCUCCCUGCACGUGCGCGUCUCCAACGCCGCCGCGCGGCACCUCUACGAGGACACGCUGCGCUUCAAGAACGAGAAGACCGAGGCAAAGUACUACGCCGACGGCGAGGACGCCUUCUGCAUGCGCCUCGACCUCGACGACAUCCGCGCGCAGGUCAACGAGGCCCUGGAGGCCGAGGGCGGCGACGAGACCAACACCGCGGCCGCCGCGACGACGACAACGAAUGGUAGCGGUGGCGCUGCCUCCGAGGACGUCGACGAGGGCGAGGCCGUGGGCGAGGUUGGCCGUGACCCGGAGAAGAACAAGAAGAGUGCCGCCGCGGCUGCGGAUGGACAGCCCAAGGACGGCGAGGGCAGGAAGAUCAAGGUCGCUGUCGGGCGGGGGCUCGGCGUCGGCGACUUGGUGGAAAAGGUCGAGAGUAAGCACUAG